Molecule: messenger RNA, 6454 nt
Organism: Aphis gossypii (cotton aphid)
Lineage: Eukaryota; Metazoa; Arthropoda; Insecta; Hemiptera; Aphididae
Product: neurotrimin-like
Exons: 11
Coding region: 763-2412 (549 amino acids)
Biological process (GO): synapse organization; homophilic cell-cell adhesion
Cellular component (GO): neuronal cell body; plasma membrane; axon
Molecular function (GO): axon guidance receptor activity; protein binding
Source: RefSeq, a predicted model, not a curated record
CGCACUCGUUUUAUACUCGUUGGAUCGUCUCCGCGACAGGCCGCCCCCCGCUCGAAGCACCGUACACACGCCGUUUUCAGUAUUGCCGCGUAAUACAUUGCACCAGGUCGCUUUCUGCCCGUCGACGCCGCUCCACCAGGCGCACGUGCGUUAUCUACGACGAUAUAAAAUAAUAUUAUUAUAUUGUUGUAUCGUUGUCGUUGUCGCUACUUCGGUUCAUCUCGGAAAAUGGAAAACGUCCUAGUCGGCAGAAACGCUUUGUUGGCAUAACACCUCGGCAAUAAUAACAACAGUAAUACAUACCUACCUGAUAAGGUACAUGUACGUUUCAGCGGUGUAGAGUGUGAUUGCGAUUAACGAAAAACAUAUUAUAUCGUUGAAAAUUUAAGAGAGAAAAAAAAAACAAUCUUUACGUUGUGAGUUGUCAUCGGCCCGCGUUCAGACGAUCUGUGCGAUCCCCCUUCGAGUGCCCCCCUUCUUCGAUCGCGCGAAUUUUUUUCGACAUCUCCCAGUUUUUUUUUUUUUUUUAAUUUUUCCCCGUUUUUUUCCCCCCGUUCUUAAACGUUUUCAUUUUUUGUUUGAUGUAAACUUCGCGUACGCUCGUCGCUGCCUAUACAAUAGAAACAUUGCAGUAACAUCGCGCUCGCGUGUGUACCUACUUCAACGCCGUCACUCAAAUUCACUAAAUUCGUGCGGAACUCACCAAUUUUCUAACUCUACGAAAACGAGAGUACGUCAUACGAGUUGGUACCUAAUUUAUGUAUGGUAAAGAAAUACCGCAAGCAGCCGUUCAAGAGAUCUAAAACUGCCCAAAGAGUCGUCGACGAGAUGGAUCAACCAGCCGCAGCUGAGUUGCAGACGAUGUGGAAAUCCCGAAAACUUUGGACAUCCAUUCUGCUGUUCGUAUUGCUGUUCAUCACACCAGGUUUUGCUUCGCCUAAGAGACCCACUCAAAAUCCGGAACCGGAUCCUUUGCCAACAUUCGGUUCACAAGGAAGAAGAUUUAGAGUGGUUACGAAUGACACCGUUGUCCUUCCAUGUGACGUAAUCAACCCGGGAGUAUACAUUUUAGCGUGGAAAAAAGGAAUUGCCGUACUAACAGCAGGAAGCACUAAGGUGUCUCCAGAUGAAAGGAUUCGUCUAGUGGACGGCAAUAACCUGGAAAUCCGUGAUAUUCAAACAAACGACGCAGGAAAUUACGUGUGCCAAAUAGCAACUCUCAAACCCAGGGAGAUAUCACAUACUGUCGAGAUAUUAGUUCCAUCGAGAAUUAAAUCGGUUACAUCGGGAGGAAAUAUCGACACUAAAAAAGACUCUAUGAUCAAACUAAACUGCGAAGCUGAUGGAAAUCCUGUUCCUAAUAUAACAUGGACAAGAAAAAACAACGUUCUUCCAAAUGGCGAGAGAAAUGCAACUGGCGAUACAUACAUUAUUCAAUCGGCCACUCGUCACGAUGCCGGCCAGUACAUAUGUACUGCUUAUAACGACGUCGGACAACCAGCUGAGCAAACUAUUACAGUUAACAUUCUAUAUCCUCCGGAGAUUGAAGUUGAACGUGCAUGGGUUCAUUCUGGUGAAGGAAACGAAGCACUGCUAGUUUGCAUAGUCAACGCUGAACCACACGCAGAGGUGUCUUGGUAUAGAGAUACAUUGAAGUUAGACACAAACGAACGUCGCAUAACUGAAGUUAGAGGAAGUAGACAUACUCUUAUAGUGAGAAAAGUGCAGGCGAGUGAUUUUGGAAAUUACAGCUGUGUGGCCGACAACGUCGUUGGAAAGAGCAGAGCUUAUGUCGAACUUUCAGGAAAACCAAAUCCUGUAAAAAUUAAUAGCAACAAAAACGGACGGCACCAAAAUAAUUACAACAUAUCUUGGUCGGUAGACAGCUACACUCCCAUCGAAGAAUUUAAACUUUUCUACAGAAAAGUUCCACUUCCCGACGAGUCACCCUUAGAUACGCGGACGCAAGGCCAAUGGCCAAAGAAGCCCCCUACUCGAAACCAGGAUAACGAGGGAUACGCCGGAAGUCCGAUUUACGGCUACAACAGCAUGAGGAACGAAUGGAACGAUGUGAUCCUUCCAGCCGUUCCCAGCGAACAAUUCACUCACCGCAUGGCUUACAACAUCCGCGGAUUGGACACCGCUUCCGAAUACGAAGCCAAAGUUAUGGCCAAAAACCGAUUCGGCUGGACCCCAAUGUCUGAUGUAUUCAAAUUCGUCACCUCCGCCACACCAGAAAUCGCAUCAAAUCCAAAAUAUCAAGCAUCCUAUGGUAUUUCAAUGACAUCAAACGCCGAAGCCCGUGAUCUUGGAUCAACUUCUUCAUAUAAUGGAUUCACCAAACGCAGUUACAACGUCAUCAUAUUCGUCGUUUUCAACACCCUGUACUUUGCAUACAACACCAUUGUUUAAAUCCCUAAAAACCUUUAACCAUCGAAGCAGUGGCAUGAAUGUUGUAAAACAGGGCGAACAAAAAAAUCCAUAAGGGGCAUUUCAUCUUUUAAACUUAACUUCACAUUAUUUAUUUAAAAGUCAUUUCCAUUAUCUGAAUUGUAUUUUUAUUUUUUAUUUAAAAAUCAAAAAAAAUAGGGGGAGGGGGAGAAUGAGGGAAUAUGCCACUGUUUUUACGUUGUGAUUGAACAGUAAACAAUAGGUAAAUAAUUUAUCACCCACAGAAAUAAAGACACCUCAUUUAGAACAAUAUAAACCUUCCGAUCUAAACGUAAACAUUUGAAAUUCUCCACGAAUUUCGAUUACUUCCAUAAUUAAAAAUAAUAAAAAUAAAAUACACGAUUUAGUAUAAAAUAAAAAAUAUUGAGUACCUAUAGAUUAGAAUAUCAAAAAAUCCAUUCAGUAAAAAAAAAAAAAAAAUGGGCAUUAUUGGGGAAAAAAAAUAUUUUAACUUUAAACUAUUAUAAUAUUCACAUAAAUUUAUUUCUAGUCUCUGUAGUAUGAUUUUCUUAAUAGAGUUCAUAAAUUUAGUUAUUCCAGAGUAGUCGAUAAAAUUAUAAACUGUGUUAAAAAGCUAUUUCUUUCUGCUAAAAAAAUCUGGUAACAUAUUUGAAUUUCUAUUAAUUUAAUUUCCCAACCUAAUUUUCAAACUUUUGUUCACAAAACCACGUUUAAUAAUAUCGAUUUACAGUCAUAUACAAAUAAUAAAUAUGAUAUUUUUCCUGUAAAAUUAUUUAGUCCAUUUACGGUAUGCAUUUAUCUCCACUUAAGUGUAACGAUGAUGUGCGAGUCAUAAUGUUGAGAAAAAAACAAAAUAUUGGAGAAUCAACAAAAAAUUUCGUUUGCAUCAGAAAAACAAAACUGUGUAGUGUAAUUCUCAUAUUAUUAUUGAUAUUAGUCAGAUAUUUUAUAAUUUAAAAAUGAAAAAUACGAUAUAUAAUAUAUUUACAUUAUUCAGUACCGGUUCAAAUUAUAUUGUACUAUUUAAAACCAACUUUCAAAGGUACAAAAUUACAAGUUAUCAAUACAGUUAAACAGUAAAUUAAUGCAUGCCUACAGUAGACAUAUUUUUACAGAAAAUAUAUGGUUACUUAAAAAUGCUUUUAAACCAAGUUAUUUUUUUUGUUUGUUUUUUUAAAAAAAAUAAUAAUAAGUUGAACAAAUAUUAGAAAGUCGUGCCAAAUUAUCCAAAAAUUAAGUUCUUGAAUAAACAAAAUACAAUAUUUGUUUGUCUUCAUCACUGUGUUUAAAUAAAGUUUUAUUGUUAAUAUUCUUCAAUAUAAUAUCUGUAAAUUAAUUUUAAAACUAUAGCACUUUAAAUUUAUAAAUGUAUGCGCGGGAUAGCUGUUUUAUUUCCCUAUAUAAAAUUCAUAUAAUUUAACUGUCUUGAAAAUAUAGUUAAUAAUGAUUUUGGAUCGCUUUUUAACAUACAUAAACAUACAAAGCAUUACUGAAUUAUUUGAAAUGGAUGUCUAAUUAUAAUAUCUAUUGAAUAUGGUUGAGAAAUUACUAUUUUUCAGUAACUCAAAUUCGAAUAAAAGUAAAUAUAUUAAUAUUAUUUCUAUAACUGUUGAGGCUCAUAGAUUAUUAGAAAUCCGUUAUAAUUUACAGUAUAUUUCGCAUAACAUUGUUUUGAACAUAAUAAUAAUAUACCCGUAACUAUUUUAUGUGUUUAAAAAUUAGUUUUAAGAAUUCGCACUUCAUGAACAUUAUAUAUUAAGUACACAUAUUAUUGUUCACGAAUAUUAUACUAUACAUAUGAUCAUCAUUAUCACAUAAGUAUUAUUAUAGGACUGUAGACGACAGUAGUUUAAAUUAAAGCUUUAGGCAUUUUGUAAAUAGAAACAUUGUAUGUAACUAUCAUCAAUAACAUAAGUUUAUGAGUAUAUAACAUAAAGAACGUGUUUAAUUCUUAACAAGAACAUUUAUGAUCUGUAAUUGACUUUUUACUAGUUAAAAAGUAAACUGUUUGAAUGGAAUUUUGCCGCAUUUAUUUAAAACGUAUCUACUUUUAAAUGUUUGCAAUAUCGACAUAGCAAAUGUUCGUGAGUACAACCCUGUAUUUAUGAUCGUUAUAGCAAAUAUGCGAUCGAUAUGAUUAGUUGGCAUUGAUCAUAAUUUCAAAAUAAUUUAAUUUAUAUAUGUACAUUGUACAAUUAAAAUUAAAAUAAAUUAUGAACAUUUGUAUGAAAUAAAAUGUUUUGAUAAAUAUUUGAAAUGGAUUAAACAAAUAGGCUGUUCGCGUUUGUACGAGUUUGUAAAAAUUGCAUUACGUUUGAGGUAACGGUUAUAAAAUAUCGUAAUGUAUUUGGGCAAUGUUUUUUGAUAUGGUGUAAUAUGUUUGGACAAUAUUUUAACAAUGCAUUUCUUCUAUAAUUUUAAUACAUUUUGGGACUGUACACGAAUUUUUUUUAUAAUAUAAAAACUUUAAUAAUAAUAAACCCACCCAAAAAAAUAUUCAAAAUCACAAAUAAAACUUAAAAGACGUACCGUUUAAAAUUUUUAAUUUAAUGGAUUCGUUAAAAUACAUUUUUCAAACCGUUUUCUAAAUUUUCUUCUUGUCCUAACGCAUUGUACCAUUCUUGCUCAAACAUAUUAUUGAUAACUCGACCAAACACAUUUCUCUUCUUAUGUGGGUAAAAAGGUAAUUCGCCCAAACACAUUACGCUUAAAAAAAAUAAUGUAUGAUAGCCUACUAUGCAUCAAAGGAAAACUGUUUUUUUAAUGGUUAGGCAUAUGAUUAUUUAUAUUCUUUGAAUUGUAUUGAUGAAAAACGAGAUUUUUGAGAUGAUCGGAGGGGGUUUUUUUAUCACAUUAAACUAGAGUAUGUUAAAUGAUAUUUAAGUUGUUACAAUUGUAUAAGUCAUUAAUAUUAUAUGUUACAAUAGUUUCAUAAAUUAUACUUAAUCAAUUUUGAAAUAUAAUUAGUGUGUUGAUGUUUUAAAUGUUAAAUUAUAUAAUUAUUAUGAGUAUAUUAUACACAUUAUUAUUAUGAAUGUUAUUCUUAUAUAAUUAAAUUAAACAUUAAAUUAUAAUAUGUUAAAGUAGAAUACUAUACUUAAUACUACUAAUAAAUUUCGAAACACACCUUAUUAUACCUAUUCAUGAACAGUAUUUACAAUUUUUGUUUAAUAAUAAUACAUUUUAUUUCAAAACACUUUUGAUAAAUUAUAAUACAUCUUUUGUUAAUUUAUGAAUUUAAUUUAAUUGGCAGAAUAUAAUUUAUGAUUGUUUUAUAUACUUUAAACGCAUCUAAAACAUUAUUAUGAAAUACAUUAAAGAAAGUUGCAUGAUUAACCAUAUGAUACCCAAAUAUUUUUACAAUUUAAGUGAACAUGGAAAUAAUAUUUUAUUAAAUUGUUUAUGUCCAUAGUGUUAGAAGUAUAUUAUUAUAUUAUCUACUACGAAAAAAAAAAAUACAUUAUGUCUAAAUAUUAGAAUUAAGGAACUAUUAAAUAUUUUUUAUUCAACUAUCUAUCCCCCUCCUAUAUAUUUCUCGUUAAAUAAUAAAUUCUUCAAGAUUUGUUUGUAGUUUUUUAAUUUUAAUUUUAUAUAAUAUACUCAUUUUAAAAUAAUGGAAACAAUUUUGUUUUUUAUACAUAUGCAUUUUACCUUUUGUUUUUUUAAAUCUAUGGACAUUUUGAAUAACAUAACAAUAAAUUAUAAGUAUUAUAAUUAGUGGUAUAAUCAUUAUUAUUUUAUUAUUUUUUUUUAUCUAUGUGUACCUAAAGACUUUUUGUUGUUAAUGUAAUAACUAUUACUGCUAUUUCAUUUAUUAUAAUAUGUAAUUUUUUAUUAUUAUUAUUAUUAUUAUUAAUUUUUAAGAAUACUUAGUGAAUAGUAAAAUAAAAUAGAAGUAGGUAAUGUGUAAAUAAUAGUUACCUACCUACUUAGUAGUUAAAAAUUAAUAUUUAAGACUAUUAAAUUAUAGUCCUUAACCUAUAAUAUUAUGAUAUAAUUGAUAAAAUAUUAUUGAAUAAAUCUAUCAGAGUGAAUAUUCAAA